Morchella sextelata is the source of this 1524-nucleotide messenger RNA. RefSeq lists its product as uncharacterized. Gene Ontology annotation, biological process: transmembrane transport; carbohydrate transport. Gene Ontology annotation, cellular component: membrane. Gene Ontology annotation, molecular function: carbohydrate:proton symporter activity. The record is from RefSeq and is a predicted model, not a curated record. NCBI's taxonomy places the organism in Eukaryota, Fungi, Ascomycota, Pezizomycetes, Pezizales, Morchellaceae. The transcript has 8 exons. The coding region runs from base 1 to 1524 and encodes 507 amino acids.
AUGGCAAGGAUAAUAGUCGUUGCUUUAUGCGUUUUCGUCUCCCUUGGAGCGCUGAUUUUUGGCAUGGACGGAGGAUAUCUCUCGGGGGUCCUCGCCAUGCCGAACUUCAUCGAGGACUUUGGAAGGUACGAUGCUGUGCAUAAUAAGCAUUACAUCUCUGCUAGCCAGCAGUCCUUCAUCACUUCGUUCCCCUAUGUGGGACAGUUCGGAGCGGCAAUGGUGGGAGGUUAUAUUGGAGAUCACUUUGGAAGAAGGUGGGGGCUGUUUGUGAUGUGUGUAGUAAGUAUUGUAGGUGUUGUCAUGCAAAUUGUGGCCAAGAAUGAGGCUUUAUUUGUGGCGGGGAGGUUUUUUAAUUAUAUAUCAAUCGGCUUUGCGACAAUCUUUGUACCCGUCUAUCAAGCCGAGUGCUCUCCGCGUAAAAUCAGGGGUACAAUGAUUACGCUCUACCAAUUAAACAUUGUCCUCGGAAGCUUCGUGAUUUCGAUUGUUAACAACUUCACACAACACAUUAAAAGCGACGCAUCAUAUCGGAUUCCAAUCGGCCUACUACUGAUACUCCCGAUUUUGAUUAUUCCUGGGCUUCCAUUCCUUCCUGAAUCUCCACGUUGGUUAAUGAAGAAGGGGCGAGAAGAGGAUGCGAGAAAGAGUUUAACUUUACUUCACAAAGAUGACGUCGACUUCUCAGUUGAAAGCGAGAUUGCGUUCCUCAAAGCCACUAUAACCGAGCAGGAAGAACUCAAUAAGUCUUCUACGUGGGCUGACUGUUUCCGUGGUACAAAUCUCAGAAGAACCCUCCUCGCCAUCCUCAUCCAAGUUAUGCAACAAUUUACCGGUGUCUCCUUCAUUUUCAACUAUGGCACAGUUUUCUUCUCUCAAGUCGGUGUUGGAGGCCCCUUCAUAAUCAUGAUAAUGACAAACUUGGUCAACCUAAUCGGGACAGUCGUCUCCUUCUUCCUUGUUGACCGUCUAGGAAGAAGACCCCUCUUAUUGGCAGGUUCGGUAAUUAUGUUUAUCGGGCAGCUUUCUGUGGGUGUAUCGGGUUUGAAGGCUGAGGAGGGGGAUAUGAAGGCUAAGAAAGCCAUUGUGGCAUUUGUAUUGAUCUAUGUUUUUGGAUUUGCGGCUUCCUGGGGUCCACUAGCGUGGGUCAUAACGUCGGAAGUCAGCACAAAUACUAUUCGUGAGAAAACACAAGCGCUUGGUAGCGCAUCCAAUAUCCUGGCCUCGUGGGUCGUGACAUUUACCCUUCCCUACUUGACAAAUGCAGACCAGGCUGGCCUGGGACCCAAAGUUGGGUUCAUUUUCGCCUGCUUUGUCGCUAUAGGGGGUGUUUAUACAUAUAUCUUUGUUCCCGAGACAAGUGGCAGGGCGUUGGAAGAACUUGAUGAGUUAUUCCAAAAGGGGGUACCGUCGAGGAAAUUCAAAGGUUACCAAAUCACCGGUGCUGCAGCUCUGGUAGAUCAAUCCCUCGAAUCCAAAUCAUUCGAUAACGAAAAACCAUCCGAGUUAUCUAAAACUGAAGUCUAG